ACAACCUAACCUCAAAUAUAAUACUGAUUCUCAGUUAAUAACAAGUUAUUAAUUUUCGUUGAGAAAUAACUGUUUUAUUAAUACAGUGUAAUCGAAACAAUGUCAUCUAAACAUUCUGUAAAAAUAAUGCAAGGUGCAAUAGUUUGCCAGGAAGCAAAACUAUGGGGUGAUAUCACUGUUGGUGCCGGAACAAUAAUACACCCAUGUGCUUAUAUUACUGCCGAAGCUGGACCAAUCAUUAUUGGUGACCGGUGUUUAAUUGAAGAACAAGCUAAAAUCACCCACAGGGUUCCUUUCGACAGAGAGAAUCAAGAAAACAUUCCAGUUUUAAUAAUAGGUGCUAACAAUGUGUUCGAAGUUGGUUGCAAUGUUGAAGCUUGUAAAAUAGGCGAUAAUAACACAUUUGAGUCAAAGUGUUUUGUUGGGAAUAAAGUUACUGUUACUAAUGGAUGUACCAUUGGAAGUGGAUGUGUUUUAACCGAAGAACAAGUUUUGAAGGAAAACACAACAAUUUUUGGGGAAUAUUGUGAAAGGAGAGAAGCUUUAUGUGCACCGACAAUACAAACACUACAAAUGGAUACACUUUCUAAAAUGUUGCCUAACUAUCAUAGAAUUAGAAAGCAAACUCAUAAAAAUUAAAGCAAGCUUGUUUAUCUCAAAUAUUUUUUAUUGCUAUUGUAUUUAUUAACAUUUAAAACAUUUUAGUUUUGGUUGCUUGUAUCAUAAAUUUAAUACACAUUUAAAAUAAUAUAGUUUAUUGCUUACAUCAAGUAUUCAUAUAAAGAAAAUAUAUUUAGUUGUACUAAAUUCUGUUUUUAUUGUAAUGUUUCAUAAUGCAAACCAUCAAUAUGUAUAUGUAAGAGACUAAUUCAUAAAGUAGUAGAUGUUAUCAAUUGAAUAACAAGUGAUAAAAAAUGUAAAAAAAUAUACCUUGUUUAUCCAUGGAUAUAAACAAAGCACUUAUGGUUAAUUUAAUCUGUUAUUAAUCAUUAAUACAAUAUUAUUUGAAGACUAAGGAAAGUAUUUUUAUAAAUAAAAUCUAAAGUACUUUCCAAAUCAUUUUACACCAAUUAUGAAAUUAUGUAUUGUUAUUUGAUAAAAACUAUAAUUAUAAUCAAUUAAGUUGUCUUAAAGUUGAUAUAGAUCAAUUAUUUUGUUGUUAUAGUAUUUAAAAUUUCAUAAAAUACCACUGCUUAUUAUUUUGGAGGGUCUAGAACAGACAUCUAAAUCAAUGUUACUAACAUAACAUGUUUGACAGGUUGAAAGAGUGAAGGAAAGAUUGUGUCUAGUCUUCUAUUAGCAGAAUCUAGCUCUUUACCAACCGGUCCAGUCUCCUAUUGCUGAAAUCUAGUUUUCUGUUAACUAUAAAUAGUCUUCUACAGUAUUCUACUAGUUUAGCAAUUUCUAAUUCUCAGCCAGCAGUACUUAGUAUUCUCAACAGUACUCUUCAGCCUUUAGUAUUUAAUAUUACACAACCGAAUGCAAGAGAUCAAAUCCUGAGAAAAUUGUAAUGAGUUUAUCAAGGAUUACCUCUUUCAUAAAUGUUAACUUUAUUUUCGAGACAUAAAUAUUUGUAGUUGCUG
Molecule: messenger RNA, 1583 nt
Organism: Onthophagus taurus
Lineage: Eukaryota; Metazoa; Arthropoda; Insecta; Coleoptera; Scarabaeidae
Gene: DCTN6-p27
Product: dynactin subunit 6
Biological process (GO): mitotic spindle organization
Cellular component (GO): dynactin complex
Molecular function (GO): dynein complex binding
Source: RefSeq, a predicted model, not a curated record